UGUGAAUUUUCUCAUAAGCAAAUACACUUCUGUGUUGAAGGCUGUGAAAAUAAUCCCGCGUUUCAAAAAACUGGUGCUGGUCGCCAGUGAUUCGUGGGAGUCUCUGAACGUUUAGAGCAUAAAGAUCUAUCGUAUUGUCAACAAUCCUGUAACACCUAUUUGUGUAAAGUCCGCGCUGGUUCGUGGACGAAAAUUUGAAGAAGCCUUCAGUCGUACCCCUAACCUUUAAUUGAUUAAUUCGUUUCUUUCGAGAAAGUGAACAGAACUUUCGAUGAAUUUACGGAUUAUACUUAUAGUUAGUUUCUUCGUAAACAUUUUCGCUGACCAAUCGAAGUGGUUUAUACACGAUGACGCCAAGGAAUGGAAUGACGACGAUGGCGUCGAUUUUAUGUCGAAAGAAUUACUCCUACCGGUUAAAACAAAAAAUACACAGGAACCGAAACCGGUUAAAGUAACCAGGCCCGCCAAGCCCCAAAUUAACCAAUUAAAAACAGAAACUGUGCAAUCAAAGCCCGCAACUGAUAAUAAAAAGACAAUUAAAAAGGCUUCCAAUGUUCCAAGUGUAGGAAAGCGUAACUUAGUUAUAGACGAUGACGAACUUUCGUCACACGAGUUUAUUAUUGUAGAUCAUAGUAAAACAAAGCCAAAACCCUCUGCCAAAAAAAUACCAGUCAAAUCUCAGUCUGUCUCAUCUCAUAAUGCAGCAAAAAAUAAAACAAAAGUUUUACCUGAUUCACCUAAUUCUCCGUGCUUUGACAAAGAUGUCAAUUGCUUAUUAGCCAUGGAGGAACUUUUAGCUCACUCUAAGAAAUCUGCAGUGGCACCACGAGUAGCAUUUAUACCUAGUGUAAAAACAACAACCCCGGAACCUAAAGCAGCGGUGCAGGCUCACCGUGUAGCUGAUAAUGUAGUUAAUGCUGGUGAACACGCCCAAAGACAUCUUUUACUCGUAGAACAUGAAGUCAAUGACGAAUCUGACGAAGACAUUUUAAAUUCCAUCAACGAUCAACAAGUUAAACGAUACCGACGACAAGCUACCGGCGAAGGCGAUGGUGGCUCCGGAGCAGGAUUCUUCGAAGAAACAACAGACGCUUUGCCACCGGCGGAAUUGGAAUUCUCGAUAUCCCAAACCAUUACUUUAGAAGAUACAGUUCAAGGCCCUUUAUCAGAGACAGAUAGAGCGCUUUAUUCAGCAGCAUUUAAAAAGGAGCUGGAAAGACUGUACGCUUUUUUCCCCGGAUUUAAAAGAGUCGAUAUUACAGAUGUAACACUAAAUGCAGAAGGAAAGCCACAGGUCCAAUAUUCUAUUGUUCUGAAUGGUGCGAAAAUUGGUGCAUUUGGAAGUACACCCGACGAAAGGUUGGCAAACAUUCUUGGAGAAAUCAAAAGUGCGGGAAAUGUUUUCAGUGAAUCAAAUCCAAUCCUUGGAAGCAAUAUUGUCCCACCAGACCUCAACCUUGAAGACUUUAACCAAACAGUCUCUCUUUUACUAUCGGAUGUGUGUAAUGCUGACGAUCCUUGUCCAGCUGGUUAUAUGUGUACAGCCAAUAAAACAGACACCGGCGAAUAUUCAGAUGAUACCGUCUGUAUGCAUGCUUGUUACUUUACUAAGUUAAAUGUUUUGUGUCAAAAUGAUGCUAUUUGCACACUGGAUAGCAACAACGAACCUUAUUGCCAAUGCGGAACAUCACAUAGUGGUGUUUUUUGUGAAAAUGAAGGUGCACAGACAUCUGACAGUCUUUCUACUGCUGAAGUCAUUGGAAUUACCACCGGUACUUUGCUUGCUGUUGCAGCCUGUGCAUCAUGUUGUUUCUUCCUGCUUUUCUGUAGAAAAAAGAGUGGCACGGACAUGGAAUACAGUUACUAUGGUGAUGAUGAUAAUUUAAUGGAAGGCUAUAUGGACCAAGCUUCCAGUCUUGGUAUCUCAAAUAUGUAUAUUGAUCGACCACGAGUUUCUAUACAGCCACUAGAUAUAUACAACGAUCGAAACUUAGGAGCUCAAGCUUAAUUAAGGUAUGGAGGUUGAAUUUCGCUUCGGUAUCAACUAAGCCAAAAUUCAGCGUUAACCAGAACCGUUCCAAGUGUUAUUCCCGGUGCUUUUCCAAAGCUUGAUUAUGCACUGCCGUAGUGAAAGCAUCAUCUAAACAUUAGUGAAACAAGACCAAAUGAUCGCGUAAAAUCUGAACUCGAAUCUUAGUAUCUGUUUCGUAUAUCCAGUGCAUAUUGUGUAUUUCAUAGUGUUAUUCAAUAUCAAUAAGGGGAUGCUAAAGCAUAAAUAGCCUAGUUUGCCAAGUCUUUCUUGCUCAAAAAAACGGGUGCCAUGUUGUGCUCAACGAUUGGUUAAUUGUGUUACUAUUUAAUUCUUGUGUCAUGUAAUCGUGUAUUCGUAAGGGCCUUUGUGAAUAACCUUUUAUUUUAAAACAAUUCGUGUAUUCUUAAAGUUCUUUUAUUUGUAUCGAUUUGUGUACUUUAAAAUGUCUUUUUGUUUCAAUUUGUGUAUCCUUAAAUGUCACUUUUGUUUCAAUAUGUUUAUCUUUAAAUGCCUUUUUUGUAUAUGCUUAUUAUAUUAACUCAAUUACUCACGCCUGCUUUUCUUAGUUCGUUAUAUUUAUCACCAUCGGGGAUCUCAUCUACUUACUGAAUUUAUUAAAGGGACAAUAAGCCAGAAUAAAAAAAAAUCCUUUACCACCAACACAUAUAAGUCAGAAUAUUACUUAAAUCGACCGCACUAAAACAUGUAUUAUGCAAGAGCUAAAUCUGCCUAUUGCAAGUCCUUCUUUAGGCCUGAAAUGUUAUCUAAACUAUUAAUUAGACAUUAAUUAACUUAUCCAGACCAUGAUCAACUCUCGAUGGCAUCGUUAGCCUGUGAUGUUUAUUGGAUUAGGUUCCGAUUUGCUGUUCGACUUCCAUUUGUAAUUAAAUCAUGAAAUAGAUAAUCGAGACUAUGUUUUUUUAUCCUACCGACUUUAGUAAUGAUGAUGGAGCCUAGGCCGAAAAUUCAAUCGCUAAAUUCUCCGUUCAUAGUGGAUCAUUUUGGCUGAAAUUUUCAGAACUAUCAGCUCUUUAUCUAAUCUCCCAUACUGUAUCUUUAACUAAAUAUGAUUUGUGAACUUGUUUGUUCUCUAGAGUGCUUAAUAUUUGCCUACACUUUGUGAACCACCUGGCUUACUGUUCCUUUAAUUACAGAUCAUAUUUGCAUUACAAUAAAUAUACUAAUUUCGUUUCGUUUUACAGAUUGAAUCAAAUGUUAAACAAAUAAUUUAACGAAACGCAAUAACGAGAUUUAUUUUAAUCAGAUGCCAAAUCGGGUAUUACAGUUUAAAUAUUUAGAAUUUAACCCAGGGGCCAAUAUUCAAUUUAAUUUCUUUAGAAUCAUUAUUAAUCCAUUUCUGUUAAAUUUGAUAUUAUUUUCUAUUUCAUCAAGGAUGAGAGUUAACAAAAUAUCAAAGAUGAAUCAAUUGUAAUAAAUUAUUUGUAAUAGAUUGUUUGAAGGAGAUUGUAUAUUUUUAACAUGCAUCUUAAUGUUCUUAUAUUAUUAUGAAAUAACCCCCAGAAAUGACAUGACCUAGAAAUAUCAAAUAUCAUUUUGGCGACAAUGAAAAUAAUCAGAGAUUUCUCGACUGAACUAAGAUAAAAACGAUUACCAAUGUACUGUGGACGCGGAACUGAGAAUGACGUCAUCGCAACCGUCUUUGAAUUGUUACGUCAUAUCAAAAAUCGAAGUAAAACGAUGCGCAUGGAACAGGUAUGCCAAGUGUUAAGUCGAUCGUACUUGAAUUGGCGGACCCUUGGACUUUUUACGAACAGCGUCGCACAAAACAUCAACAAAAAGAACGGUUAGGGCUUAGUUCCGGAUCCAAUAAAAGAGGUUUUUUUUAUAACGUGUUUUCGUGAUCAUAAUUUUUUUUCUUGAACCCCAUAAACUAGAUAUUGUAAUUUUUAAACAUUGUUACGGAAAUUAUCUUGAAAUUUGCUAUUGCCUUGAUAUAGCCUUCAUUUAUUUGUUUUUCAAAGAGGGAAAUUUUUUAUUGGUAUUGUUUUAUUUAUUAUGCGGGAUAAAAUGGUCAACACCUUAUUCUAAAAUCCUUUGUAUUUUUUUCAGAGUUGAAUAAUUAUUAUUAUAUAAUAUAAUAAAAAGAAAUCAUCCCAUUUAUCCUUGAACGUAGAAUCAAAACUCUUCGUGUUUCACACAAUAAUGAAACAAAAAGAUGUCUUUAGCUUUAUCCCUUUUUAUUAUACUUUCUCCUUGGAAACAUGAGUCCGAACGCUGGUCGUUCACAAAGGACAAAAAGUCAUUCUUAUUGUUAAAAUAAUUUUCACCUAUGUAUUAUAGAAAUUAUAUUGUUAAUAAUUGAUAUUUAUUAAAAGAUCCAAAUAAGAAA
Patella vulgata (common limpet) is the source of this 4382-nucleotide messenger RNA. RefSeq lists its product as uncharacterized. NCBI's taxonomy places the organism in Eukaryota, Metazoa, Mollusca, Gastropoda, Patellidae. The transcript is spliced from 18 exons. The record is from RefSeq and is a predicted model, not a curated record. Bases 272 to 2008 code for a protein of 578 amino acids.